Molecule: messenger RNA, 276 nt
Organism: Sinocyclocheilus anshuiensis
Lineage: Eukaryota; Metazoa; Chordata; Actinopteri; Cypriniformes; Cyprinidae
Product: overexpressed in colon carcinoma 1 protein homolog
Exons: 5
Coding region: 28-213 (61 amino acids)
Source: RefSeq, a predicted model, not a curated record
UUGAUUGACUUUGGCAAAGUUUAAAGCAUGGGCUGUGGGAAUUCCACCUCUGCCAGCACAGCUGCAGGUCCAUCUGAGUCAGCCAUAGAUGUGCAGGACGAUUCAUCAAUGGACGAUGAGAAGAGGAGGAACUAUGGUGGAGUGUAUGUGGGCUUACCUGCAGACCUCAGCAACGUGGCCACCGGACAAACACCCUCCACACACAAAGAAUAAUGAUAUUCUGAGCUGAAGGCACAGAUAAAGGGCUUUCCGGAGGGAAUUUUGGCUGAAAAGUGC